AUCAACACUCACAAACAAUUGUACAAGCUUAGUGCAGACCUUCACCCUGCACCACCACCACCAUUUAUGGGACAAGAACAAGCAUUUGGCCAACACAUUGUUACAAGAAUGGUAGGCCUAAGAAUGUUGGACUUGUGACUCCAUCGGCAGAACCUAAGCAAAGUUAGACCGUUUUUUUAAAGAUGGAGGAAGACGUAAUGGCAUCGCAGGUACUGGAGAUCAUAUGUGGAUUUUCCGCCGAGACUCUCCAAAACCCAGAACCCGACGGGAGAGAUGUGUGGUCAGCGGAGGAUGGGGAUGACUCCGUGUUCUACAGCGAUGAAGACCAAGCCGAGGAGCACUUUAAAGCAAACAGAUCUCGUGAUACUGGCAGAUGCAGACGCCUUUAUAACAGCGAGGCGACCAGUGUUGACGCUCCACCUUCGGAGAGGAAUGAAGGUGACCUGCCGGUGCUUUGGAGUGAGGCAGAAGAGGCAAGAAGGAAGCCCCGGGCUUUCGAAACGGAGCAAAGGUGUCAAGAAGAUGGAGAUUCAGAGGUGGAGACUCAUGAGCCCGAAAGGCCGGAGGACAGUGCUUUGUCAGAUGAAGAGGAGCAGGGACAGGCUCCAAGCAUUGAACCGUUCCCUGGGGAGAGCGUCUCUAACCAGCUCGGCUCCAGCUCGGAGUCAGAGGAGGAGGACUCUAACAUCAAAGCACCGGCGGACCCCGUUCCUGGCUACUCCACUCUGCCUCUGCCAAAGAAGCGCCCUAACAACCCGGGACAACAGAAGUCCUUCGACCACCUCAUGGCCUCCAAGUACAGCUCCGUCUCCUACCGCAAGAUCCGCCGAGGGAACACCCGGCAGAAGAUCGAGGAGUUCGAGUACAUCAUGAUGAAUUUGUAGUGCAGAA
Molecule: messenger RNA, 891 nt
Organism: Nerophis lumbriciformis (worm pipefish)
Lineage: Eukaryota; Metazoa; Chordata; Actinopteri; Syngnathiformes; Syngnathidae
Biological process (GO): regulation of cell shape; actin filament organization
Molecular function (GO): actin filament binding
Source: RefSeq, a predicted model, not a curated record